Centrocercus urophasianus (Greater sage-grouse) is the source of this 2655-nucleotide messenger RNA. It is a transcript of the gene TSPEAR, whose product is annotated as thrombospondin type laminin G domain and EAR repeats. NCBI's taxonomy places the organism in Eukaryota, Metazoa, Chordata, Aves, Galliformes, Phasianidae. Gene Ontology annotation, biological process: signal transduction. The coding region runs from base 1 to 2016 and encodes 671 amino acids. The record is from RefSeq and is a predicted model, not a curated record. The transcript is spliced from 12 exons.
AUGUUGGCCCCGCUGCUGCUCUGGGCUGUCCUUCUCCAGUGGGCGUGCGGCGGGGGUGGCAGGAGCUGGCAGCACUGCACAGAGCUGCGCCCGCUGGACGUGCUGGCAGAGCUGCUCCCUGGCAGCGGGCCGGCCCGCGGCGUGCGGGUGCUGCAGGCACAGGGGCUGAGCGGCCUCCAGCUCCACGCCUUGAGGCCCCGCGCCCUGGCCUUCCCCGCCUCGCGCCUCUUCCUGCACUGCGACCGCUUCCCCGAGGAGUUCUCCAUCAUCGUCACCCUGCGGGUGCUCGCCGUCCCCACCAAGAGGAACGAGUACAUCUUCACGCUGAUGGCAGAGGAGAGCCCCGGCGUGCUGGUGGGGCUGCGCUACUCGCCCAGCAAGCUGCACUUCCUCUUCUGGAGCCCGGAGCGCGCCGGCGGCUGGCAGAACCGUGUCACCUUCCGCAACGUCUCGCUGGCCGACAGCCGCUGGCACACGCUGGUGCUGGCCGUCUCUGGACAGUCCUUCUCGCUGUCGGUGGACUGCGGCCUCCCCAAGGACGUGGUGGUCGAGACGCCGUUUCCCGCUUCUCUGUCAGUGAAGAGAGCCAGCUUCUACCUGGGCAACAGGAGGAGGAGGAAAGGCUUCUUCACAGGCUUGCUGCGGCAGCUCGUCCUGCUGCCAGGAGCCGAUGCCACCCCUCGCAUCUGCACAGCCCUGAACCAUAAAGCCACAGCGCUCUCCAUCCCUGCGGUUCUCCAGGAUGUCCCAGUGAAAGCAGUGAGCAACGAGGUGCUGAAGUACCCACAUGGUACCAACAUGAAGGUGACCCUGGGGUCCCGUCCGCCCUGCACCAAGCAGGAGAAGGCACAGUUCUGGUUCAAUGCCUCCCGGAGAGGGCUGUACCUCUGCGAUGGCAGUGCCUGGAUCUCCAUGCUGGAAGUCAAGCAGCGGCUGGACUACGUGGAAGAAUACCAGGACCUGGUGACCAACUCUGAGACGAUGGGCAUUGAGGUCUUCACCAUCCCGAGGGUUGGACUGUUUGCAGCCACUGCCAACAGGCACAGCCCCCCUGGAUCAGCCAUCUAUAAGUGGACCGAUGGGAAGUUUGUGCUUUAUCAGAACAUCCCCACCUACCAAGCUCAGUCCUGGAAGUAUUUCACCAUAGGCAAAAAGAUCUUCCUAGCAGUGGCUAAUUUUGAGCAGAAUGACAGGGGGCAGGAGUUCUCUGUGAUAUACAAGUGGAGCCACAGGAAGGAGAAGUUCGUCACCUAUCAGAGGAUCACCACGCACAGCGCGAGGGACUGGGAGGCGUUUGUCAUUGAGGGAGAGGCUUUCCUUGCAGUGGUCAACCACAGAGAAGGGAAUAACCACAACAUAGACAGCGUGAUAUACAGGUGGAACCCCAGCACGGGGCUCUUUGAAACCAACCAGACAAUCCCAACCUCUGGAGCCUAUGACUGGGAAUUUUUUGCUAUUGGGCCUUAUUCCUUCCUGGCCGUGGCCAACACGUUUAAUGGCACAUCCACAAACAUCUAUUCUCACAUCUACAUCUGGCUCAGUGGCUCUUUCCAGCUCUUCCAGUCCAUCCUGACUUUUGGGGCUGCUGACUGGGAAGUCUUCCACAUUGGGGACAGAGUCUUCCUGGCUGUGGCUAACAGCCAUAGCUAUGACAGCAGGAUCCCAGCGCCCUCUAACUUCUAUGCCAUCAACUCCUCCAUCUAUGAGCUGAACAUCACUGCCCAGAUGUUUGUCAAAUUCCAGGACCUCCUCACCUACAGUGCCCUGGACUGGGAAUUCUUCUCGGUUGGAGAUGACUACUUUCUGGUGGUAGCAAACUCCUUUGAUGGCUUCACCUUCUCCAUUAACAGCAUUAUCUACAGGUGGCAAGGCUACGAAGGCUUCGUGGCAGCUCACCACCUUCCCACUGUUGGCUGCAGAGACUGGGAGGCAUUUAACACCACAGAGGGCUCCUACCUCCUCUACUCCAGUGCCAAGGAGCCCCUUUCCAAGGUGCUCAAGCUGAAAACCACCUGAGGUGCCUGAGGCACACUCAGCUCCUUGCCAGGAUAUGAGUGGGCUGGCCACUGAGGUGAGGAUGGACCAAGGCACGUUGAGAGCCUGGGGACAGCUGCAGUACCUGUGGGGCUGUGCGUGCCACAGGACAGAAGGGUGGGAGCUCCCUGGUCAGCCAUCUCCAGCCAAGGCUCCCAGAGCUCUGCUAUGGUGGCUGGAGCUCGUGCAAAGCCAGGGGAGAAGAAGCCUGAGAAGAACACGUGCCGCUGGAUCGGGUGCAUGGUGCUGGGAGGAAAUGAUGUAUGAGAAGUUGGGGAAAUGCUGGCUUCAGGCUGGCUCUGGUUGCCCAAUGCCUGGGGGCACGGUGUGCCAGGGCCCGUGGGCCUGAUGCUGCCCCACACUCUGUGUCCAGCUGCAGGCUGUGUCUGCAGGCUGAGCAAUGUGUGUACAUCGUGCAAAGCCACGGAUAUGUGCUGCAGCUGGCAGGCAGGUGUUGUGUCACUGCCAGCACAGUGCAGGUGGCAGGGCAGGCCACCCUGACACUGGCACUUGUUCAGAGGGAUUUGGAGAUGUGUGCUGGCACAUCACUAGCAUCUACUGCCCGGUCUGAUGCUGGUUGUGCAGCCCUUUGCACAGGGUUGGGGAUGCUUUUCCUUGCCU